Messenger RNA from Andrographis paniculata, 691 nucleotides. RefSeq names its product precursor of CEP14-like. The transcript has a single exon. The record is from RefSeq and is a predicted model, not a curated record. Gene Ontology annotation, biological process: cellular response to nitrogen starvation; response to osmotic stress. Bases 86 to 379 code for a protein of 97 amino acids. Lineage: Eukaryota; Viridiplantae; Streptophyta; Magnoliopsida; Lamiales; Acanthaceae.
AUUACCUAAAAUCAUUCUCUCAAACCCUCUCCUCGCUCUAAAACCCUCAACCCCAAUUUUCUAAUUAUCUCACACCUCAAUUAAUAUGGCUCCAAAGUUUGCUCUUUUAUUGAUUUUCUUGGCGGCGCUUUCCGCCGUCGUGUUGCCGGCGAAUGGGCGGAAACUCCUGACGAACGGCGUCGCCGCCGCGCCGGAAAAUACGGCGCCGGCGUUCGACGCGAAGCUGUACUUGACGGCGCUCCCGAAGGGCCGGGUCCCGGCGUCGACCCCGAGCAAGAAAACCCACGGCGUCCCCGUCGACGAGAAGCUCGCCGCCCGCCACCUCGCCGCCGUCGACCGGAUUCUGCGGUCCGUCCCGAGUCCCGGCGUCGGACACUAGAGAUAACAUUUGACCGUUGAAGUUUUUGGAUUCUUUUGCCCGUGGAUCGGCCUGUGUUAAUGAUCGGCGAGGUCCGGGACCUUUGAUUGAUUCAUUAGUUAGGAACUGUAUGUACUUAUACAGGGAAAUUGUGUAUAGCUAUACUUCCAUAGGAUAGAGGAAAAUUAAAAAUUUCCCAUUUUUUUUUUGUUUUGGAGAUUGAUCGUUAUAUGUAUUUUAUUAUUAAAUUAAAUAUUCUUUUGAUUAUUGAGAUCUAGCUGUUUUUAUUUAUCCGAAAGCUGCCGGAAAGAUCAGCUCAUACAUUACAUACAG